AUGCCGGGGACUAACAGUGAGAUGAACAAACACGGGCCCAUCUACUUGGGAUCGCAUGAGCUGGACGACAAGCAUGCGUCUCACAUAGACGGGAUCGAUUAUGAUCCAGAGGAGACGAAUUUUGUUUCCAGUGAACCGAGAUAUCAUCGAUGCCGACGGAGGAACCCCUGGCGGAAGCUAGCGAGGACAGUAAUGACCAUUGGCUGGAUCGGCAUGAGCAUUUACAUCGGUCUGAAGCAUUUCUACGUUGAUGAACAAAAGAUGCCCUCAAGUCUUCCCCUACAGCCUCAAGCGGCACCGGCCAUCUGCCAAACGCCCCAAUGCAUUCACGCAGCCUCGGAGAUCCUCUACAAUCUGGCCCCAAACCGCGCCAAGAUAGAUCCCUGCACAAACUUCGAUGAAUAUGUCUGUGGUGGACUGCGCAAACUCGCCUUCGACACAUCCUGGAACGCUCUGAACCCCCCCGAUGCAGCCGACAAGGGCAACUUCAAGAAGCUCAAAGAUGCUUAUAACGCUUGCCUGGACACAGCUACUCUCGAACAACGCGGGGCCGAGCCGUUGCUUCACACAUUGGGCGAAUUGCAGAAGGUCUACCCUACUGGCAAGGGAGCUUCUGGUUCUGGAGAUCAUUUGACUGAGGCCAUUACUUUCCUCAUGAGAACCGGGACGGACGCCCUGAUAUCUCCAGGUAUUACGCCCGAUGACCGAGACCCUGAUAAUGUUGUCAUCUCCGUGACGCCGCCUCGAGAAAUUGGACUCUCUGCCCGGGAAUACUAUAAUAACACGGAGACGGUGGCUAAGUAUACUGCCGUUCUCAAGGAUAUCUUCACGCGUUUCAAGGUCGAUAACUCUGACCAAGUAGCAGAGGAUGUCGUCGCCUUCGAGAAAAAGCUGGCAGAUGUCACACCUGAUACUGCUACCCAAGAGGAUGUCACCAAAUCAUACAAUCCGCUCAGCAUCAAGGCAACAGAGAACCUUGUCCCUCAAAUUGCCCUGUCAAAAAUUGUUCGAGAACUAGCCCCCAAAGACUACAAGAAAGACAUCGUCAUUGUGGGCUCGCCAUCUUACCUAAAAGCCUUGGCCGGAAUUCUCGAUGACACCCAGAGAAACACAGUGUCACUCUUCUUACAGUGGAAACUCAUUCAAAAACAUGCUGAUGCCAUUGAAGACGAUCGAGUGACGCCGCUCACUCGUUUCAACAAUGUGCUUGCUGGAAAGGACCCAGCUGCAAAGGCAGAGAGGUGGCGCACCUGUAUCAAAUCUCUCGAUGAGAGCUUGGGCUGGAGUCUCAGUCGGUUCUAUGUGCUGGAUUCAUUCCCAGAGGAGUCCAAGAAACUCGGGGACCAAGUUGUCUCAGACAUCAAGGAGCGCUUCGUUUUCACUUUGGAUCAGACCGAGUGGAUGUCUCCCGAUGUUCGGAAGCUGGGCAUCAAGAAGGUGGAGAACAUCGUCCAGAAAGUCGGGUUCCCAACCAAGAGCCCCAACGUGCUGGAUCCAAAGGACGUGGAGAAGUAUUACCAGGGCCUUGAGGUGUCCAACAGUACUUACUACGAGAAUCUCCUCGCUGUUGCCCAAUUUUCGCUCGAAUUCGACUGGGCCAAGCUAGGCAAGCCAACCGACCGCAAUGAGUGGGACAUGACCGCGCCCACUGUGAACGCCUACUACAACCCACCAGGGAACGAGAUCGUCUUUCCAGCCGGCAUCAUGCAACCUCCGGUAUUCUAUGGACCGAAUGCCCCUCUAUACCUGGCGUAUGGUGCAUUUGGCGCCGUUAGUGGCCACGAACUUUCCCACGCCUUUGAUUCUACCGGUCGGCAUUAUGACCAAAACGGUAAUUACACAGACUGGUGGGACUCGAAGACCGUGGACUCUUUCGAAGAGCGGGCUCAAUGCUUUGUCGAUCAAUAUUCCAACUUCACGGUCGACGGCCCCGGAGGCAAGGUUCUGCAUGUAAAUGGACGCCUCACGCUGGGUGAAAACAUUGCUGACGCUGGUGGCUUGACUGCCUCGUACCACGCGUGGAAAAAGCGCGAUGAGGCAUCCCCCGACAAACAUCUGCCUGGAUUAAGCGAAUUUACCAAGGAGCAGCUAUUCUUCAUCGCAUACGGCAGCUGGUGGUGUGGCAAGGAUACCAAAGAGGCUGCAGAGAAGUCCAUAUAUAACGACCCUCAUGCGCCCAAGUCCGCUCGGAUUAUUAAUACCGCGGCCAACUCUCGGGAGUUCAAGGAGGCCUUCCAAUGUCCGGACAAGACGCCGGUCUGUAAACUCUGGUGA
Penicillium chermesinum is the source of this 2274-nucleotide messenger RNA. Its product is annotated as M13 family metallopeptidase. Gene Ontology annotation, molecular function: metalloendopeptidase activity. Lineage: Eukaryota; Fungi; Ascomycota; Eurotiomycetes; Eurotiales; Aspergillaceae. The coding region runs from base 1 to 2274 and encodes 757 amino acids. The record is from RefSeq and is a predicted model, not a curated record. Gene Ontology annotation, biological process: protein processing. The transcript has 7 exons. Gene Ontology annotation, cellular component: plasma membrane.